Cololabis saira (Pacific saury) is the source of this 2609-nucleotide messenger RNA. It is a transcript of the gene pparaa, whose product is annotated as peroxisome proliferator-activated receptor alpha a. Gene Ontology annotation, cellular component: nucleus. NCBI's taxonomy places the organism in Eukaryota, Metazoa, Chordata, Actinopteri, Beloniformes, Belonidae. The coding region runs from base 168 to 1601 and encodes 477 amino acids. The record is from RefSeq and is a predicted model, not a curated record. The transcript is spliced from 8 exons. Gene Ontology annotation, molecular function: zinc ion binding; nuclear receptor activity; RNA polymerase II cis-regulatory region sequence-specific DNA binding. Gene Ontology annotation, biological process: hormone-mediated signaling pathway; positive regulation of transcription by RNA polymerase II; cell differentiation.
GGAGGAGGAGACGGCGAGCCGUGGACGGAGCCGGUCACGAGCUGGAGCUGUGGUGUCAGCGCGUCCCGGGACCAGCACACCUCCCUCCCCCGGUGUCAGGCAGACUCCAUCCCGCCAGCAUGAUCUGAGGGUAGCUGGAGCUGCAGCACAGGAGGCGCCGGUCCGUCAUGGCAGCGGAUCUCUACAGCCCCCCGUCCCCGCUCGGGGACUCCCUCCUGGACGGCCCGCUGUGUGGAGACCUGAUCGAGGAUCUUCCAGAGCUCUCCCAGUCCAUAGGAGACGACACACUGGGCUUUGAUUUCCCAGAGUACCAGAGCACCGAUUCAGGGUCCACAAGCUCCCUCACACUCGACACGCUGACCCCGGCCUCCAGCCCGCUAUCAGUGCUGUCUGGAGCGGCACCAGAACCAGCGGAGAACCUCAACCCCCUCAGCCUGGAGUGCCGGGUUUGCUCGGACAAAGCUUCAGGCUUCCACUACGGCGUGCACGCGUGUGAGGGAUGCAAGGGCUUCUUCAGGAGGACGGUGAGGCUAAAGCUGGAGUACGAGAAGUGUGAACGCACCUGCAAAAUCCAAAAGAAGAACCGAAACAAGUGCCAGUACUGCAGAUUUCAGAAGUGCCUGCUUGUGGGCAUGUCUCAUAACGCCAUCCGGUUCGGUCGGAUGCCGCAGGCGGAGAAGCUGAAGCUCAAGGAGGAACGCAAGGUGGUAGAGAAAGAAGUGGAGGGCCCCAUGAAGGCCGACCACAAGAUUCUGGUCAGGCAGAUCCACAAAGCCUACAUGAAGAACUUCAGCAUGAACAAGGCCAAAGCGCGGCUUAUACUCACUGGGAAAACCAGCAAGCCGCCUUUCGUCAUCCACGACAUGGACACGUUCCAGCUCGCUGAGAGGACGCUGGCGGCUCACAUGCUAAACGGUGAGUAUUCGGACUCAGAGGGCGACCUUCAAGCUGGACACGGGAUCCCAGGUUUGCCGUGUGAGGAGCUCCAGCAGAGGGAGGCCGAGGCCCGACUCUUCCACUGGUGCCAGAGCACCUCGGUGGAGACGGUCACGGAGCUGACGGAGUUCGCCAAGGCCGUGCCGGGCUUCCAGAGUCUGGACUUGAAUGAUCAGGUGACUCUCCUGAAAUAUGCAGUUUACGAAGCGCUUUUCACCCUUCUGGCAUCGUGCAUGAACAAAGAUGGCCUCCUAGUGGCUCGUGGGGGAGGGUUCAUCACCCGCGAGUUCCUCAAGAGCCUCCGGCGGCCAUUUAGUGACAUGAUGGAGCCUAAAUUCCAGUUCGCCACCCGCUUCAACCUGCUGGACCUGGACGACGGCGACCUGUCUCUGUUUCUGGCUGCUAUCAUCUGCUGCGGAGACCGUCCCGGCCUGGUGGACAUACCGCUGGUGGAGCAGCUGCAGGAGAGCAUAGUUCAGGCACUACGGCUCCACCUGCUGGCCAACCAUCCGGACGACGCUUUCCUCUUCCCCAGACUGCUGCAGAAACUGGCUGACCUCCGGGAGCUGGUCACAGAGCAUGCUCAGUUGGUUCAGGAAAUCAAGACAAUAGAGGACACGUCGCUGCACCCGCUCCUGCAAGAAAUUUACAGGGACAUGUACUGACAAGUGAACAUAUGUUAGUGUUGUUAUUAACAUUAACAGCUGCGAAUGUGCCUUUUGUGACUCUAAAACUACUGGAACAAAACUUUUAUGUUAUGUGGCUGCUGUAGGGAGUGGGGGACACAGUGAGUGUUUUACAACUUGCAUCAUAGAUGUUCUUCUCAUACGGUCCUUCCAAUACAUUCAGUUCAUUUAAUCAUGUUUUACACAAGUCAUAUAAAAGCUAAAUGGAGAGUUGACUGUGCAAAGAUGCAGAGCAGUUAAAACCUGCAUGCAUGUAUGCAAGGUACUUGAAUAUGAGAGCUGAAGUCAUGAAGACAUUUAAACUCAUGACCAGGAAACAUGAAUGUGUGUGAAGGUGGCUGAAGGUGAAGGUGGUAUUUACAGGUCCCAUUGCUGUGUGCAGUACAAAUAAUCUUCCUCAUCCAUUUUUAGUAAGGAGUACCUGCUUCAGUAUCUGGAAGGUGCCGUUUAUUUCUGCUGCCUGAAUUCAGAUUUCUUCUGUUGUCUAAAUCACUGUGUCACAAGUGUUGCAUUACAAAAUCAGAACCAGAGUUUUAUUGAAAGCACUCAUACUCCUCAUAUGGUGUAAUUUUCUGUUGUAUAUUUAUAUUAAUCCUAUAUUGUACUCUUAAAAACCAAGACAACAUGAUUCCUCACCUUUUAACCUGUUUUCAGAUUCUGAUAGUCAGAUUGACAGUUUAGUGUUUAGGUAAAAUGCUAAUAUUACCCUUUUUUUUUUUCCUCAGAUAAAAAAAUAAAUAAUAAAAUAAAGACUUACGGCCAGUAUGGAAUAUUUUCUUUCAAAACAUGAUAUGUUACAUGGGUUUAUGUUAUGUGAAUACAAAAACAAGAAAAAAAAGAGAUUUAGUGCCUUAUGUCCUGCACUAUAUUUGUUUAGUGCCAUAAUGAAAUGGAUAUAUAUAUAUAAUGUACACAAAUUAAAUCAAGCAUCUAUCUCAAUAUAAUAAAAGGUUUCAUACAGUGGACUUAAUAAAUUGAAUAUAUUUA